AUGAAAAUUGUUAAAAAGUUAGAUAAAAUAGGAUUUGAUUUAAUUGAAUUAAGUGAUUAUACAUAUGAAAAAAUGUUCAAAAAAUUUAACAAAAAAAUUUUUGAUAAAUCAAUUAAGAGAAGAGUUAAGAACGCAAAAGUUUAUCUAACUGGAGAUUUUAAAACAAUUAAAAGAAUAAUAUCAAGUAUUGAAUUUUGCUCUACAGAUGGUGUCGGUCUUGGUAGACCAAUUACAACUGAAUCUAAUUUUGCCAUCAAAAAUACUUAA
Strongyloides ratti is the source of this 267-nucleotide messenger RNA. RefSeq names its product Aldolase-type TIM barrel domain-containing protein. The record is from RefSeq and is a predicted model, not a curated record. NCBI's taxonomy places the organism in Eukaryota, Metazoa, Nematoda, Chromadorea, Rhabditida, Strongyloididae. Bases 1 to 267 code for a protein of 88 amino acids. The transcript has 4 exons.